Fusarium odoratissimum NRRL 54006 is the source of this 2463-nucleotide messenger RNA. RefSeq lists its product as uncharacterized. The coding region runs from base 34 to 1251 and encodes 405 amino acids. The record is from RefSeq and is a predicted model, not a curated record. NCBI's taxonomy places the organism in Eukaryota, Fungi, Ascomycota, Sordariomycetes, Hypocreales, Nectriaceae. Gene Ontology annotation, biological process: DNA repair; reciprocal meiotic recombination; meiotic DNA recombinase assembly. Gene Ontology annotation, molecular function: four-way junction DNA binding; ATP binding; ATP-dependent DNA damage sensor activity. Gene Ontology annotation, cellular component: Rad51C-XRCC3 complex; replication fork; Rad51B-Rad51C-Rad51D-XRCC2 complex. The transcript has 6 exons.
CAAACAUCGUAUCGCAAUGAGUACUCGCUGAAGAUGGAUUACCAUUCAAUUCACGGCUAUGACAGAGCAAGCUUUGGCACACCCAACACGCACCGACUUCCAACAGUCUCAGCUUCACAGGCUCUUGACGAGCUUGGUAACGACGCGUCAACUCAUGUCUCGAUUGGGAUUGAGGAGUUAGAUCGUUCUCUUAUUGCCAAUAUACCAGUUGACUCUCAAGAUCCCACUGCCAAAGGUGGUGUUCAACGCGGCCAGGUCACGGAGAUCUGGGGUCCCCCUGGUGCUGGCAAGACAGCAUUGGGGCUGCAGCUUACAGCAAAUGCAUUGUGUGAUGGCGAUGCUGUUGUCUGGGUAGAUUGUUUUCAAGCUCUGCAGCACGACAGACUUCGGGCCGUGACCAAUGCAACAAAAACUCGUCGCAACAGUCAAACAAAUUCAGCGCUUGAUGCAUCAGAGACUCAAGAAGGAGACGCUAGUCGAUUCUAUCAUUACUCAUGCUUCACUCUCCCCCAUCUGGUUGCUCUCGUGUCACGGCCUACCGCCAAGCUGAUUCCACACAACUGCUCAUUAAUGGUCAUCAGUUCGCUAUCAGCAUUGGUUAACUCCGCCUUGCCCAAAUCCCACGAUGGCAAGGCUACAUCUAAGAGCAACAAGGGUCCAAGUCCAUCUGCAAAGCGAACACAAGCAUUGCUUUCGAUCGUGAAUGCCCUUCACAAAUUUGCUGCAACGAGAAAUUGUGCAGUUGUGGUUCUGUCUCAGUGUGCAACGAAAAUGCAUUCAGAAAGGGGUGCAACGCUGACAGCCGCGGUCAAUGCCAGUGUAUGGGAACAAGGGAUUUCAACUCGACUUGUCAUGUUUCGAGACUGGGCCUGGCAAGAGAACAAUCUUACAAGCGUCUUCCUGGCAGGUCUGCAAAAACUGGAUGGAAAGGCAUGCCAGGAGGUCGUGGAGAACGUCGUCGCAUUUAAAGUGGAGUUGGACGGGGUCAGCCAGGUUCCCUACGAAGCAUUACAAACUUUUGAGUUAGCCCGACAUAAGCGAAAGCUUGGACAAACAGAACUCGAGGUUCCUGAUAGCGAGGAUGACGAGGAUUACGGAUGGGCAGAUGAAGAUGAAGCGGCCAUGCCGGCGCCUCCGCCUCAGUGGCAAGGCAGUGAAGACCUCAUUUUGGGCCAAGACAUCGGUCAAAGCGAAGACGAAAACAGCGAACAAGAGGAGCCUGUCACUGAUGAUGAAUCGAUCAUGAAAUGAGGCUCUGGACGGAGUCUGGGUGGAGUCUGGGAAUUGUUGGGGGAUAGUCUCGGCGCCGGUGAAGCACCGAGCAUACCAGACUGUAAAGCAGUCUCGCCAGGCAUGGGCAGAGCCUCACAGCGAGACAGAGAAGUCAAGAUAUCCCCACAGAGCGAAAUGAAGGAAAACUUGAGCCCCUUUAUCAAAUAGCCAUGGCGGCUCCGCCCUGAGCAAGAAAACAGCGCAAACUGGGAUUGCUGGGAGCCACAAUAAAGCCGCGCAUCAUGCUUGCUGGGCCAUAGUCGGGUUGCCAAGAAGCUUCGGACAAGUCCGGCCGUAGUCUGAUGAGGUUAAGCAUCGUGGUUCGUGGUGGGAGGUAUUUCGUCAUGCUUCAUGGUCCCCGGACGAAGACAUGCUUCUCGAAGGAUAAGAAUUUUCGACGAACACACAACCCCAGGACCUAGGUCCCCCAAACAAGCAUAGCUUUGCUUGGCGUUUCUCCAUCCAGGUCGCCCAAGAAUGAACAACGGUUGGGCGGCUGGCGGAGGUUUUACUCUACUAACGUGGCGCUUGGAGGUGCGUGCUCCACCGGGCCGGUUGCUCUAUGAUGGGGAUAUUGAAGUACCUACGGGGAAAAGAUACUUGUGUGUGCUUGUCUCUGCCCCCGGGUUUUGUACAUACACACCACCCUUCCGACCUGGUUGUCGAAAGCUCCUGAUAAGUUCAUCCCCGAGAUUUUCUUUACGACCCUUAUUUCUGUGUCAUCGACGGUGGCGAUUUUGCUGAAGAAAACGUGGACACGCAACCUCUUGGGCUGAAAAGCCAAAUGUUCGGAGAAAAGAAGCCCGGGAGAAGAUGCAUAGAAGCAUGGCUGACUCGACGAAUGACGCAGCAGUUUCCAGCAUGGAUGGUGCUAUCACCGUCUGUCCUAUGUACAUAGUACAGCGACCAUCUCGCGCAGCUUUUAUUAAGCAUUAAUGGCCCUUGACUUGAAAUGGUUUGCCAUGCAUAUCUAAGCCAGUGAUACCAGGCUCCGGCGCAUUCAACGCAUGCAACAGCAUGCACAAUGCAAACCCGUGUUUUGCCUUCUUAUUAUGGAUACAAUGCGCAGUCUUGAAACCCAGUGUACUCUGUUGUUGUGGAUAAAUCAACACCAAGCACCCAAUAACAACGGUCUGCGUGGUGAUUUAGAAUAUACCAGAUGAGUCCCAUCCGGGCUAAGUACGAUAUUUG